Molecule: messenger RNA, 1671 nt
Organism: Caenorhabditis briggsae
Lineage: Eukaryota; Metazoa; Nematoda; Chromadorea; Rhabditida; Rhabditidae
Gene: Cbr-acr-10
Product: Protein CBR-ACR-10
Exons: 11
Coding region: 1-1671 (556 amino acids)
Biological process (GO): signal transduction; chemical synaptic transmission; monoatomic ion transmembrane transport
Cellular component (GO): neuron projection; synapse; postsynaptic membrane
Molecular function (GO): acetylcholine-gated monoatomic cation-selective channel activity; transmembrane signaling receptor activity
Source: RefSeq, a predicted model, not a curated record
AUGUCGAUUCGACUUCUUUUUGUGUUCUGUGUGUUUUUUGUAUCUUUUCUAGAUUAUUCAGAAUGUAGCAAAGCGGAAAAUAAAUUGUACAGAGACAUAUUAACCGGAUAUUUGAAAUUGGCAAGACCUGUCAGAUACCCAAGAAAUGUGCUCAAAGUUCAUAUGAAAGUUUUUCUUCAGCAAAUUCUCAACUUGGAUGGACAGAAUCAAAUCAUUGAAGUCAACGCCUGGCUGAAAUAUGUGUGGAUGGAUUAUCGUUUGCAGUGGGACCCUUUACAAUACGACAACAUCACUAGCAUUCGUUUUGCUGGUGGUGAAAAUCAGAUAUGGAGACCUGAUAUUCUACUUUACAACAGUGCCAGUGAAGAUUUUGACUCAUCUUUCAAAUCCAAUGAAGUCGUUUAUAAUACCGGAGAGGUUAAUUGGAUACCGCCGGGCAUUUUUCGAGCCAGUUGUAAAAUGGAUAUUACUUAUUUUCCGUUUGAUGAUCAAGUUUGCUAUUUGAAGUUUGGAUCUUGGACUUAUCACGGGUUAGCAUUGGACUUGAGUAUUAUUGCGGAAGAAGAUGAAGAUGAGUUCUCCAUCGACUUAUCAACCUACACACCUAGCGGAGAAUGGCAUUUGACAAAAGCUCCCGCUGUAAAAGAUGUGAAAUUCAACUCAUGCUGUAAAGAACCAUACUCUACGGUAACAUUCUAUAUGUUUCUCAGAAGACGAACUUUAUUUUAUCUAUUCAAUAUCAUCCUUCCAUCACUUUUAAUUUCAAUAAUGACACUGAUGGGAUUCUGUCUUCCAGCACAUGACAUGUCCGAGAAAAUUGGUUAUCAAACCACUAUUCUACUUUCCAUCUGUUUUUUCGUCACAAUUGUGAGUGAGAUGACACCGCCUACUUCUGAAUCUGUGCCUUUGCUAGGAAUGUUCUUUUCGUCGCUCACUUUAAUCAGCUCUGUGUCCACCGCAUUUACGAUUACCGUACUCAAUUUCCGGUAUCGACAAGUGCAGAACAUUCACAUGCAUCCGUUGUUCUACAAAGUUUUCCUUAUUUGGAUUCCUUGGUUACUUUUGAUGAAGCGUCCUGGUGUUUUCUAUAAAAAGCGUAGAGCAACUGUACAAGCGAGAGAGGAGAUUUCAUUUUUUGAUAACUGUGAUGAUGACUGCUGCCCGAAGAUCCCUGAAUUUGACUACUCGUUAUCCAUCGAUAGUGCUGACACACUUCCACUUCCACCCCGUCCAAAACCACUUCUCAAAAAGAUGCAUAGUGUGCCUGCUGAGCAUUUGCAUCUUGACAGAAAAGUGGGUGAUGGCAUUUUAAAAAGUGAGCGACGUCCGUUGGUGCUAACAAAGAGCGGCAACAAAAGCCAUUCGUUAAGGAAUCGACGUUUUACGCAGUUUGAAAAGUACAUCAAAAAGUGUAUUGACGAUGCAAAGUUGAGAAAAAAUUCCACAUAUUCAACAUAUUCCAUGAUGAUCAUCACUUAUUAUCGGCAAAUCGAUGAAAUGCUGAAACUUCUGAAUCGUCGUCUUGACAAGCAACGGAAAUAUCUUUUCAAGCAGGAAGACUGGAAGUUUGCAGCUAUGGCAUUGGAUAGACUGUGUCUUCUGUUGAUCACUAUUUUAAUCAUUAUGUGUCUUUUUGGCAUGAUUUUGUCCACUCCUCAUUUUGAGCCUUGA